This is a messenger RNA of Tachysurus vachellii, 6296 nucleotides long. RefSeq names its product cingulin-like 1 (gene cgnl1). The record is from RefSeq and is a predicted model, not a curated record. Bases 210 to 4148 code for a protein of 1312 amino acids. Lineage: Eukaryota; Metazoa; Chordata; Actinopteri; Siluriformes; Bagridae. Gene Ontology annotation, cellular component: myosin complex. The transcript has 19 exons.
CUUUAAGUCGAACUGACCCUGAAUAAAAAACCUAAGCAAUAAGUUUGACUUUGAGACACUCAGUGGAGCAUGGGCUUGUGUUUCCCUUCUGUGAUUAUUAUUACAAGCUGAUAAAGACCCAAAGUGCGUGUUCUGCGUGUUCAGUCACUUCUAUAGACGUGGGCCAUUUCCAGGGAAUAGGAUUUGAAAUCCUUCUCUCAGCAUUCUUAAUGGAGUCCUAUAAAGUCAGUGGCCUUCCAAAUACAAAUAGCUACACUCACCCUGCACGUGCAAGGAGCCAAAAUAACAGCAGCUAUGGCCUAAGUAUCAGGGUUCAAGGCAUAGACGGACACCCGUAUGUUGUUCUGAAUAAUCAAGACAGAGAGCUCAACCCUUAUGCAGCCCCCAAAAGCAAUAACAAUGAUGCUGAAGGGUCCUUUAUCGAUAACUAUACGGAAUAUAACUUCAGAGCACCCAGGGAAGAUCUCUCUGUUAACCCCUUUGCAGAAUUCCGAGCCCAGCAUCAGAUUCCUUAUGUCAAUAACGAUCUCUCUGACUCCAGAGACACUCAGGCAAAUAAGCCAUCCGCUCUGCUAAAUUUUCAGAAGCAUCCAGAAAUCCUCCAGCCCUAUGACCCAGUGCGUAAUACCAUUGGUGACUUUCAAAACAUUUCACCUCAGCCUUUUUCUCUUGCUGAGAGUAGAAAUACAUAUCCAGACUCCCUGCCAAAAACAGAAAAAAUCUUUUCAGAUUCCAAAUCAUCCAAACCAGAGCUACCAAAAAGAACAGAUCCACCAGCACAGGACACAAGGAAAUGGGCUCAGCCACAGGUUCACCCUCAAACAUUUCCAUCUAGAGUCCAGCCUCAAAAGGAUUUAUCUAAAGGCCAAGCCCAGAAUCAGCCUCAAGCUAAACCUCAAGUCCAAACACAACCAUCAUUUAAACCUCAAUCUCAGUCACAGGGUCAACCACAGUCCACUUUCCAAGUUCCGUCCCAGGUAUCCCAGCAUGCCCAAAGGCUUCCGGUUCCUCAGGUAUCUUCCAGCACCAGUGUUCCCAGUGAGCCGUCCUCCUACAGGACUCCAAGUACGACAAGCAGCACAAACUCCAGUCUGGAGCGAAGGCACAGAGAGCCAGACAUACUUCCCUUACGAAGAACUGACUCCAGCGGCCCUGUGCUUCAGUCAUCACGCUCACGUAAUUCUUCCAUGUCCUCUACCACCCCUACCAAGGAGGAACAGUUAGAGGCACUAUAUGGGGACAGCAUUAAUCGCCAUGAAAACCGCCGCUAUAUACCUUUCCUGCCUGGAACAGGUAGAGAUAUUGACACAGGCUCCAUCCCAGGUGUAGAUGAGCUUAUCAGUAAGUUUGAUGGCAAAGGAAGCCAGAGGCGUGGACGCACUGGGCGGAGGAAUCGUAUUAACCUAGAAGACCGCAAACGUUCUCGUAGUGUGGAUAGUGCCUUGCCUUUUGGCCUGCAAGGUGAUGCAGAGUACCUGGAUGAGGUGGGCCGAAAUCGAGGAAGGUCCACCGAGCAUCUGCUCAGGCCGUCACAACUUGUGCAGAAGUCCCCCUUUUCCUCCAUUGGACGGAGGAAGGCCUACAGAGAUGUGGCACGGAUCAGCAGUGAACCGGGCUCUCCACAGGGAGCAAUGCCCAGCGUAACCGAUUCCAUCUUAUUCUACAAGAAACCGCUGAGCCGGCCCUCCAUUCUGCCUGUGGAGAACAAAGGAACAGAGGUCAAGAAAAUAACACAAAGCACUAAGACUGUGACCAGUGUGGCUACAACAUCAUUGUCCAGAGCUGUUCCAAACCACAGUAAGAAGACAAAUGAAAUGGUUGCUGAGACAACACCUGAUCUUCUGAAAGGCCAACAAGAGCUGUCACAACAAACACAUGAAGAGACUGCAAAGCAGAUUUUAUUUAAUUACCUCAAAGAUGGGAGCAACGACAGUGACGACACCACCAAGAGGAAGGUCAACCUAGUGUUUGAAAAAAUCCAGACGUUGAAGUCACGGGCUACAGGCAGCGUGCAAGGGGACAACAGAUCUCCAGACCUUUCAGUGCAGGCUAAAGCCCUGCAGGAGCAGAAGGCAGAACUGGAAAAAGAGGUCGCAAGUCUGAAAAAGCAACUGGAGGAUGAAAACAAGAAAAAGAAGGGACUGAGUGAACAACAGGAAAAGGCUGGAGCUGGCAUCAAGAAACUGCAGAAAGAGCUGGAAUUUAAUCAGGCUGAAUGUGACAAACUGCAGGACAAGCUGUCCAAAGCGGAGGCUGAUCUACGCACCACCCUGGAAGAGCUUUUCCAGGUGAAGAUGGAGAGAGAACAGUAUCAGACAGAGAUCAGGGACCUACAGGAUCAGCUCUCAGAGAUGCAUGAUGAGCUGGAUGGAGCCCAACGCUUGCAAUUAGACAGUGCUGAGAAGGAGGACCUCAUGAGGUUGAAGUUGGAUCUACAGGAAGCAUUGAUGGUGAAAGAGGAGCAGGAGGAUUUGCUGAGGAGGCGCGAGAGAGAGCUGACUGCUCUAAAGGGGGCACUAAAAGAGGAGGUGUCCACUCAUGACCUGGAGGUGGAUAAACUAAGGGAGCAAUAUGACAAGGAGAUACGUAAACUGCAGGCAUCUUUGGUGGAAGUUAAGCAGAGUAAUGCAGCGGUGUCUAAAGAGAAAUCAGAUGUGGAGGCUGCGAAAGGGGCGGCAGAGGGCCAGGCAGGGCGGCUUUCUCAGGAGGUUGAGAGGCUGAGGAAGAGAGUGCAAGAGCUGGAGAAUGAGGUGGCCAAGCUCAACCGCAUCAUUGACGAGGCCAAGCUGCUGGAGAGCAAGCUAGAUGAGAAAGCCAGACGUCUGGAGAAAGAGAAGAGGCAAGUUGAAGAGUCUCUCAAUGAGGUCAAGGAAGAAGAAGAAGAAAUGAGCCGUGCAAAUCGAGCUCUUACGGCACGACUGGAAGACGUGCAGAGAAACUUGACCAAACUGACCCAGGAACACAGAGAGCUGGAGGAACGUCUUAAGGAAGAAAGGAGUCAGAAAGAGCAGUUUAAAAACACAAAGAAUGAGAUUGAGGAGGAGAGGAGACUGCUAGACAGGACUGUGGAAAAGCUGCAGAGGGAGAUGUGUGAGAUCGUAGAGGCGUCUCAGUGCUCCACGCAGGAGUUGCAGGAGCAGAUCGACACCUACAAGGAGAAAAACAGGAGGGAGCUGGCCGAGCUCCAGAGGCAGCUGCGAGAUGGAGGUCUGGAGCUCGAGAAAUCUCGAAUCACUGCCAAGUCUCUGCAGGAGAAGGUUGGUCAGUUGGAAGAAGACCUGCGGUUCUGUAAGAGAGAGAGAGACGAGGCAGAAGAGCGAACGAAAGCUUUGCAACAGAAAGUCUUUGCACUAGAAGUGGAUGCAGACACUAAAGUGCAGAAUAACGACAAAGCCAGACAAAUCAAAUUGUUAGAGGAGCAGGUAUCUCAUCUGGAGAUUGAACUGGAUGAGGAAAGACAGAAUGGUGACCUGCUGAUGGACAGAAUAGAUCGAGGCAGAGAACAGAUGGAGCAGUUGAGGAGUGAGCUGCUGCAGGAGAGAGCCAGCAAACAAGACUUGGAGUGUGAUAAGAUUGCCUUGGACAGACAGAAUAAGGACCUGAAGAGCAGAAUAUCUCAUCUGGAAAACUCACAGAAGUCUAGUAAAGAGGGGCUAGUGGCCCAGCUGGAGAGCCGUAUCCAGGAGCUAGAGGAGAGACUGGAAGCAGAAGAAAGGGACCGUGCAAACCUGCAGCUGGUGAACCGUCGGCUGGAGCGUAAAGUGAAGGAGAUGGUGAUGCAGAUGGAUGAAGAGCAGCAUUCUCUACAGGAUCAGAAAGACCAGCUGAACCUGCGUCUGAAGGCUCUGAAGAGGCAGAUGGACGAGGCAGAGGAAGAGAUUGACCGAUUGGAGCACAGCAAGAAGAAACUACAGAGGGACCUGGAGGAGCAGCAGGAGGUCAACGAGCAGCUCCAGAAUCAGCUCAAAGCAUUACGCAGUGAGAUAAGACGAAAGACCAGCUCAGCUCCCCUUAUUAACAACAUGCAUGAUGAUGAUGAUGACGACGACGACGACAUCAGCACUGACGGAGAGACCUACUUCAGCUCGGCAUCAGGGUAUAAACGCUCCAGCAGUCAGGACGCUAUCAUUAACACAUUGUCUCUCUGAGGAUUGAGGAUGCUUAUUUUACACUAUCUGUGUUUAAUUUAAUGUAUUUGAAGUGCAUUAAUAAACGAUCAAACUACUUCAUUUUAAAGCUGUGCCUAUUAAUGCAACAUUGUUAGUCCAGUGUUGGAUGAUGUGGUGAUGAUGAUGAUGAUGAUGAUGAUGAUGAAUUAAGGUUUGAAAUUCUGUAAUUUAUUAAUCAGCGGCGAUAUGAAGUAAUGGAAUAUGAAAGGGCAGUAAAUACCACUGAACUGUUUAAGGGUUCUAUUACUUGUGUUUUUUUUUUUUUUAUAUAAAUGUCCAUCCAACAGACGGUUCCUUGUUCUUAAACAAAACAUCUUUUGUUUUAUGUUUUUUGGAAGGAGUUUUUAUGUUACUCUCUCUCUCUCUCUCUCUCUCUCUCUCUCUCUCUCUCUCUCUCCCCCCUCUCCCCCCCCAAAAGAAACUUAUGCUGCUCUGUGUUUUUUUUUUAUUGCUUGCGCAGUUUCUUAUUAAUGAUAUGUUAAACUCUUCACAGCUCUGUGCUCCACUGCACUCUCAUGCAAAAUGUAAAAUAAUAAAAGCCUGCGAUGUGAAGUGAGGUUUCAUCAUAGUGGAAGCAGAUUUGUUCCUGAGGAUAAAAAAAAAAAAAGUGUUACGACAGCAAUAUAAACAUUUGACUCAUAUCUCACACAGUGUUUUUCAUGUUUGGUAUCUUUUACAUUUAUCUGUAUCUGUGGGAGCUUAAAUUCUGCCUUUGUGUUCAAGCAGUGGAUAUGUUUAAUGCUUUGUUUUAAUCAUUUGUGACGUCAGCUCAGUCAACAUGUCAGUCCUAUUCUCAGUCGUUAGCUGGUGUGUGUGUGUUUGUGUUCACGUUUGUGAGUGUGUCUGUACAUAUGGUUGUGUGCACACUCAUGUACAAGUUAGUGUGUCUAUGUGGUUGCGUGUGAGUGUGUCUGUGUCUAUGUGGUUGUGUGUGCGCACAUUUGUGUGUGUCUGUAUGUUUGCGUGUGUCUGUGGUUGUGUGUGUGUAUAUGGUUGUGUGUGCACAUUUGUGAGUGUCUGUGUGAUUGCGUCUGUGUGUUGUGUGUGUGUGUGUGUGUGUGUGUGUGUGUAUAUGGUUGUGUCUGUGUGAUUGUGUCUGUGUGAUGAUGUGUGUGUGUGUGUGGUUGUGUGUGUGUAUGCGCUCAUCUAUGCAUGCGUGUUGAUCUGAAACAGGAGUGAUUGUACAUUAUCAAACACAAUAUCCACCUGUUCUUCACCAGCAAGAGCAGAGCGCAGGAGAAGCAGAAAGCCUCAGAUUGAUAGCUCAGCUAUGUUCUGUGUGGAACAGAGAAGGCAUGUCAGCGUUUCAGAAUCGUUGUUAUCUUCAUGAGUGAUCACUGUGACUUAUUAAUUUAGCCUAGAGGUCCACUAGUUCUGUUCUAUUAGGUCUGUAUGGGGUGAGCUGGUGUUCAAACAGAGAAAGCACAGACCUUAGUAUUGCAGCCCUGCAGGAUUGAAGUCUGACACUCCCACUUUAAACAAUGAUGGACUGGAAUGAACACGAGCAGUGUUUAUCAGUGAGCAGUAAACUCUUCUGUUUGAUCUGCUUUAUUAUACAGAUCCACUGCUAAAGCACUAACCUGAUUCACUAUGGGAGUUGUGCUCUGUCGGUUUUAUUAUGGUUUUCUGUGUUGACAAUCAACUUUUUUUUCAUUCUAUUCUUUUGCAAUACACUGUGAUUAUUUGCACUGUACAUUGUAACAAGCUUUUUAUUUUUUUUCUUCUGAGGCCUAAGAGAACAUUCCUUGUAAAAUCCCGAGUUUGUGAUUCCUGUGUGAAGAGAUUUUCCCAGCACGCUACACAUUUUACUCUGUAGUUGAAUAACUCGCACCUCUUCAUGCCUCUUUUCUCAGUUAGACAUUGCUUUGCAUGAAACCCAGGUAGGUUUGGGGCCAAAAUUUUAUUCUUGCUCAGCUGUAUGAGAUCGUCUUAAAUGUUGGUCACAUUCCUGCACAUUAACUUCAAGGAAUCACAUCUUUUAUAACCCAUUUUUAUUUGAACUGUACAAAAUGUUGUAUUAAUGAUGAGGAAAACAGAACAAAUCCUGCCACUACCUCUAUGUAUACAGUUAUAUUUUGUAUACUAUGAACAGGAAAACUGAAAUAAAUCUGCAAAUAGUUAAUCACA